AUGCGGGACGGCGCGCAGGCUCCUCGCGGCGGCGGGGGCUUCUUCUCGGCAAGGUCGCUCUCCAACUACAUGAGGAUCGUCUCGUCGGGGGCGUCCACGGCCGCCUCCACGCUGCGCUCGGCGGGGGCGUCGCUGGUGAACUCCAUGGCCAACCACGAGGAGGAUGGAAGUCGUGACCAGGUACAAUGGGCUGGCUUUGAUAAAAUUGAAUGUGGGGAUGGCUUGCUACGGCAAGUUUUGUUGCUGGCUUACAAAUCUGGCUUCCAAGUGUGGGAUGUGGAACAUGCUGAUGAUGUAAGACAGCUAGAAUCCAGACACGAUGGUGCUGUUUCGUUUAUUCAAGUGCUAAAGGAUCCAAUUUUCACAACAAAUUCUGGAGACAGAUUUGCAGAUGCAUGGCCAUUGCUAGCCCUUGCCUGUGAAGGAACUCACACAGGAGGUGGAAACAACCAUGAUACUAAUGUUCCUAUUUUUGAUGGAACCAAUGGUGCUUUCCAUAGUAUAGGCGGUGAAAACCUUCCUACUGUCAUACGAUUUUAUUCACUGAGAACCCAUGAAUAUGUGCAUACAUUGAGGUUCAGAUCAGCUGUUUAUUCCAUAAGGUGCAGUCCGAGAGUUGUAGCUAUUUCACAGGCUACUCAGAUACAUUGUUUUGAUGCCGCGACCAUGGAGAGAGAAUAUACUGUUCUUACCAGUCCUACAGUUGCACAAGUUUCAGGUUAUGGCCCACUUGGAUUGGGCCCUAGAUGGAUUGCGUACUCUGGGAUUCCAGUUCCGGUUCCAGAUACUGGACGUGUUAGCCCUCAGCUUCUUAGUCUGUCUCCCUUUGUUCCACCUCCUGGUUCAAAUGGUAGUGUGGUGGCAUAUUAUGCAAAAGAAUCAAGCAAGCAACUGGCUGCCGGCAUUGCAACACUUGGUGAGGUUGGAUAUAAGAAGCUGUCCAAGUACUAUGCAGAUUUCAUUCCAAAUGGUAAUGGUACCAUAAAGCAAAGAGGUUCUGGCUACAAAGCAAACGGAGUAACAAACGGCCACCUCAUUGACAGUGAAUAUGCUGGAACGGUCAUUGUUCGAGAUAUUGUCUCUAAAUUAUUGAUAGUUCAGUUCAGGGCACACACUAGUCCAAUUUCUGCACUUUGCUUUGAUCCAAGUGGAACUUUGCUGGUGACAGCAUCUGUUCAUGGUCAAAACAUGAAUGUUUUCCGCAUUAUACCUCCACAUGGGACAUCAGAAGCUGGUCAAAUUGGAACCUAUGUUCAUCUGUACAAAUUGCAAAGAGGCAUAACCAAUGCGAUCAUAAAAGACAUCAGCUUUAGUGAUGAUAGUGACUGGAUAAUGAUUAGCUCUUCAAGAGGAACUAGUCAUCUGUUUUCAAUCUCUCCAUAUAGUGGAUCAACAAGAUUCCGUUACAGUGAUAACAAUCCUGCAGAGAAUGAUUACAUUGUGGAUUCAUCAGUUAAUCAUACUGGUCAUUGGUCCCAAAAUUCAGCAACCUCUUUGAGUCUCAGUCAGAAGACUCUCUUUGUAUCUGGACCCCCUGUCACAUUGUCUGUUGUUAGUAGGAUAAGGAAUGGGAGUAACAUGUUUAAGGGUGCUGUCCAUGGCGCUGCCGCAUUUGCAACUGGUGCUUCCAGUCCAAUUUCUGGUGCUAUUGCUUCAACAUUUCACAACUGCAAGGGUGGUGACAUUAAUUCAGAUGGCAGUUCGCGAAUGAAAUAUUAUUUACUAGUAUUUUCUCCAUCAGGAAGCAUCAUACAGUAUGUUCUCCAUCUCUCAGCUGAACAGGAUUCUGGAUUUGAUUUCCCAACAAGCCCCAUUUCUUAUGGGCCAGAGAGAGAAACUGAUACAAAAUUUGUUAUUGAAGCUCUUCAGAAGUGGGAUGUUUGUUAUAAAAGAAAUAGAAGAGACAGCGCUGAGAGUUUUGCAUAUAGUGAUUUUGAGAAUGGAGAAAAUAAUAAACUUUUCCUGAAAGCUAUGAGGAAAGGGACUAGUGUCUACCCAUUUGACUCUUCUGCUGUUGAAAGACAAAAGCUCAGUGCUGAUGAAAAUCGUAAUUUCUAUAUGUCUCAGAGUGAGUUGCAGACUCAUGUUGUGCAAACUCCACUCUGGUCUAGAUCUGGGAUACACUUUCAAGCUAUGGAGGGUGAAACUUUAGAAGCAGACAAUGCUGAUGUUAUUUCAGGGGAAGUUGAAGUAGAAAAAAUCCAGACCCAUAACAUAGAAUCAAGGUCAAAGAAUCUCAUACCAGUCUUUGACUCCCUCCAUGCAUCAAGGUUUCAACAGACAAGGUUGAACACUCCUGAUAACAACAGGUAUGGACUGCUGCAGCGACAGAAGUCUGGGAUUUCAGAAGAUGGUAGACUCUCUCGCAGAAGCAGCUGUAGUUCUUUGGAUUGCAUGUCUGAAGGGCCCAAAAGCUCUGAUGAUGGUGCUUUCAGUAAAUAUGUAGUAGACGAUAACAGUUCUGCUGUAAAUAACAAUCCAAGUGUUAAAUUCCAUGCCGAGCUUGUAAAUAAUACUGGGAGCCUUAAGUCAGAGGCCCAGCUCGGAUUUGUAAAUAGCAAAGAGGAUGGUGAAGAUGGAGAGCAACUCCCAGACUUGUGA
Messenger RNA from Miscanthus lutarioriparius, 2601 nucleotides. Lineage: Eukaryota; Viridiplantae; Streptophyta; Magnoliopsida; Poales; Poaceae. The record is from the annotation of a GenBank genome assembly.